Molecule: messenger RNA, 1283 nt
Organism: Dryobates pubescens (Downy woodpecker)
Lineage: Eukaryota; Metazoa; Chordata; Aves; Piciformes; Picidae
Gene: THUMPD2
Product: THUMP domain containing 2
Exons: 8
Coding region: 6-1283 (425 amino acids)
Biological process (GO): tRNA methylation
Molecular function (GO): tRNA (guanine) methyltransferase activity; RNA binding
Source: RefSeq, a predicted model, not a curated record
GGAGAAUGCUGCAUGAGAUGAGGAGCCUUGUCCUGGAGGAGCCAGAGUCUUGGCUGGAUGUUCUCUCUGCCUGGAGAAACCUGGGUGGGGGCAAAGGGCAAAGAGAUGGAGCCUGUGAAGAAGCCAAAGUGCCUCUGAAGAGGAAAGCAGCAGAAGGGACAAAGGGUGCAGCUAAAAGGCUGAAAGCAGAGCCGGUGUCUGAGGAAGGCCAGGCAGAAGCUGCAGAGAGAGGCAGUGGGGAGGAUUGCUGGACUGAAGGCAAGAGCUGCCCAGGAGAGCCUGCCCAGAGCAGUGCCCAGCAGCCUGUGGGGCAGGGGCAGCCCAGCCUGGGGUUCAGAGUUUCCUGUCGCUGCAGCGGAGCCGUGGCCAAAGUGCUUCCUUCCCAGGAGCUGGGCAGAGCCCUGGGCACGGCGCUGGGGAAGCAGUUCGGGUGGCGAGCGGAUCUGCGGCGCCCCGAGCUCGAGGUCUUUGUCCAUCUUAAUGACAUUCACACUGUGGUGGGGAUUCCUCUCUUCAGGCUGUCUCUGGCCAGCAGGGAGUACCUCGGCACGGCAGGACUGCGCUCGACGGUGGCCUGGGCCAUGGCCUCUCUGGCUGAGAUCAGUGCUGGUGCCUGGGUGCUGGAUCCCAUGUGUGGGCUGGGAACCAUCCUGCUGGAAGCUGCCAAAGAGUGGCCUGAUGCCUGUUACUGGGGUGCAGAUAUCAGUGACUCUCAGCUGGAGGGUGCAGAUGUGAAUAUCAGGACUGCAGGCUUGGAGGAUAAGAUUGAGUUACUUAAAGCUUCUGUGAAAGCCUUGCCCUGGCCUUCAGAGAGCUUCGACGCUGUGAUUUCAGACCUUCCCUUUGGGAAGAAGUUCAAGGUCCCCAAAGACAUCCAGUUCCUUCCAGAUGCUCUUCAGGAAAUGGAAAGGGUGCUGCGUGUGGGAGGGACUGCAGUGCUGCUGCUGGGCCAGCAGCUCCCUGGCUCCAUGCCUGGCCUCAGCAAUGCUGCUGCUCAGGACCCCCCCGGUGCCAGCCCCGGCGGCACAGGCGGAGCCGCCACACAAGCCCUGGGCAGCCCUGGGGCAUCUUCCUCCUUGCUGGAUGGAGCUGAAGAGACCUUCCUGGGCAGCAGCCAGCCCUGCUGUGGGGCCCUGGUGCCAGCUGGUGUCUAUGGAGUCAGCCUUGGGAAGACAGAGGCCUUCAUGCACAAGUACAGGAAGAUCUCCCCCGCGGGCAAUCCCCCGCGGCCCUGCACGCUGCCAGGGGCACCUGGCACCCCGAGCAGCCUGGCAGGAACCUGA